This is a messenger RNA of Ictalurus punctatus (channel catfish), 2143 nucleotides long. It is a transcript of the gene aifm4, whose product is annotated as apoptosis inducing factor mitochondria associated 4. The transcript has 20 exons. Gene Ontology annotation, cellular component: cytoplasm. Lineage: Eukaryota; Metazoa; Chordata; Actinopteri; Siluriformes; Ictaluridae. The record is from RefSeq and is a predicted model, not a curated record. Bases 452 to 2044 code for a protein of 530 amino acids. Gene Ontology annotation, molecular function: oxidoreductase activity, acting on NAD(P)H; 2 iron, 2 sulfur cluster binding; flavin adenine dinucleotide binding.
UGUCAGCGAUUUCCACCACAGACUGGCAACACAAACAACACUACCUGUUAGAGCCGCGGUUAGUUACUGAUGCUGAUACUAAUGCUUAUGCUUAACGAGAGGAUAGAAAGGCUAGGCAUUGAUAUUUUAUACCGGAACAUGUAAGUUAGGGCGGUAUGUGCGCAAUUCAGAGCAGAUUUCUACAGCACCGCAGAAAGAAACAAGAAGUUUGAGUGAGUCAUUUUCUCAUUCACACUAUUCUCUAUUCAUCACGGGUGCGAUUGUUAAACUGCAAUCUCAGGACACACGUAUGGGAUCUGUCGGAUUGUCACUGUACGUGUGAGGAAACCAACGAACUUGAAGAAAGCCAGUUCCUGUGGAGAAAGAAAUCACCUGGUGAAAUAGGAAAAGAAAAGAAAGAGCAAAAAAAACACAGCUGCUCAGAAUUUUUGUUUUCUACUAAUCACCAAAUAUGGCACAGACGGAGUGUGAUGAAGUUACCGAGGUGGUGUGUUUGGAGUCAGAGCUGCAGGAUGGACAAAUGAAGGAGGUUGAGGUGGACCAUCAGAAAAUGCUGUUGGUUCAUAAUGAAGGCCAGUUCAGCGCCGUGGGCGCUCUGUGUACUCACUAUGGAGCUCCGCUUAUUAAAGGUGUUUUGAUGGGAAACAAAGUGAGGUGUCCUUGGCAUGGGGCUUGUUUUAACACUAAAACAGGAGAUAUUGAAGAGUUUCCAGGCCUGGAUUCUUUGCCCACAUACAAGGUGAAAGUUGAGAAUGGUAAAGUUCAUGUUACAAGAAAUAAAAAGACUCUGACUAAACGUGUUAAAGAAAUGAGCUGUAGAGUGCCUGGAGUCUGCCACACCAUACUUUUAAUUGGAGGAGGCCCUGCCUCUUUGCAAUGUGCAGAAACCCUUCGACAGAAUGACUAUCAGGGGCGAAUUAUAAUGGUCACCAAAGAUGAGCAGCUGCCUCUUGACAAGACGAAACUUAGUAAAGCCAUGAAUAUAGAGAGUGAAAAAAUUCUUCUUCGAUCAAGUGACUUCCUAAAACAGCAUGGCAUUGAAGUAUGGACAGAAAAGGAAGUGGUGUCCAUAGAUACAGAAGAACAUACUGUCAGUUUUCACGAUGGUACCACUCAACACUAUAAUCAGCUCUUGAUCGCUACAGGAGCAAGAGCUCGGAGAAUGCAGUGUCCUGGUUCUGAAAUGGAGAAUGUGAAACUCCUGCAGUGCUACAAAGAUGCAGCUGAGAUUUAUCAGAUGAGUGUAGGCAACCGGGUUGUGAUCAUUGGAACAUCGUUCAUAGGAAUGGAAGCAGCAGCUUUUCUGUCUGACAAAGCAGCUAGUGUAGCUGUUGUGGGCAAAUCCGAUGUGCCGUACCAGUUUUCACUGGGACCAGAUAUUGGCAAAAUGACUAUGCAGAUGCUGGAGGAGAAAUAUGUGAGAUUCUACAUGAAUAAUGGUGUGGCUGAGAUACAAGGGGAAAACAGAAAGGUCAAGCAAGUUAUACUGCAAAACGGUGAGGUGUUGCCAGCAGACGUUGUAAUUGUGGGAAUUGGCGUCAUUCCAAACUCUGAUUUCCUGAAGGGGAGCAUGGUGGAAGUUGAUUCACGAAAUGCCAUCAUUGUUGAUAAGUUUAUGAGAACCAACAAUCCAGAUGUCUUUGCUGCUGGGGAUGUGGCAUCCUUUCCUCUUUCAAUCCAAGCAGAUAAAAGGGUCAAUAUUGGACACUGGCAAUUGGCACAAGCACAUGGCCGGGUUGCAGCUUUAAACAUGCUGAAGAAGCAGACUAAACUCCACUCGGUCCCAUACUUCUGGACUGUGUUGCUAGGGAAAAGUAUCCGAUAUACAGGUUAUGGGGAAGGCUAUACAGACAUUGUUUUCAAAGGAAGCGUUGACAAGAGGAAGUUUCUUGCAUUUUAUAUAAAGGGUGAUGAAGUUAUUGCAGCAGCCAGCUUGAACUUUGACCCUGCUGUCUCAAGGGUGGCAGAAAUAAUGGCAACUGGGGAAAAUAUUACAAAGCUAGAAGCUGAAUCAGAGGACCUUGGAUGGUUGCAGCUCACUUAGAUGGACCAUAUGCAUCACUACUGGCUACAGAAGAUCCCUUUAUUAGUUUAUAAAACUACUUUUUUUUGCCCUGGCAGUGAGCUUGUGGAACAAUAUAUA